AUGAAAGUUACCUCCGCUGUGGUGCUGCUCGCCGCCGUGUUUUGGAGCCAGGAGUGGAAGUCGGUGCUCUCGGAUUCAAUCAUCCACAUCGGUGCCAUCUUUGAUGAGUCAGCACGGAAAGAUGACGAGGUGUUCCGUCUGGCCGUGGCCGAUCUCAAUUUGAACAAUGAGAUCUUGCAGACAGAGAAGAUCACCGUUUCAGUGGAGUUUGUCGAUGGAAACAACCCCUUUCAAGCCGUACAAGAAGCCUGCGAGCUGAUGAACCGUGGUAUCCUGGCCCUGGUCAGCUCAAUCGGCUGCAUGUCAGCAGGCAGCCUUCAAUCUCUGUCCGAUGCCAUGCACAUCCCCCACCUCUUCAUCCAGCGUUCCCCAGCGGGGAGUCCCCGCUCCGCCUGCCCACCCACCAGUCGUGUCCCUGGAGCCGAUGACUACACCCUACAGGUCCGCCCACCUGUCUAUCUCAAUGAGGUCAUCAUGCAAGUGGUGUCUGAGUAUAACUGGCAGAAGUUCAUCCUCUUCUAUGAUUCUGAUUUUGAUAUCCGUGGUAUCGAGGAUUUCCUGGACCGGACCUCUCAGCAGGGAAUGGACGUAUCCCUGCAGAAGGUGGAAUCUAAUAUCAACAUGAUGAUCACAAGCCUGUUCAGAACAAUGCGUGUGGACGAGCUGCAUCGAUACAGGGAUACACUACGCAGAGCCGUGCUGUUCAUGAGCCCAGCCACUGCCAAGGCUUUUAUCACUGAGGUGGUGGAGACCAACCUGGUUGCUUUCGAUUGUCACUGGAUCCUGAUAAAUGAGGAGAUCUCCGACUACGACUUGCAGGAGUUGGUUAUGAAGUCAAUCGGUCGGCUGACGUUGAUUCGGCAGAUGUUCCCUGUGCCUCAGAACACAACUCAGCGCUGUGUCAAACACAACCACAGGAUCGACACUUCCCUCUGUGACCCCAAGAACCCCAGGUCCCAUCAGCUGGAGAUCUCCAACCGCUACAUCUAUGACUCUGUGUUGCUGCUGGCCAACACCUUUCACAGAAAACUGGAGGAUAGGAAGUGGCACAGCAUGGCCAGUCUGAGCUGCAUCAGGAAGACCUCCAAACCUUGGCAGGGAGGCAAGAGCAUGCUGGAUACUAUCAAAAAGAACGGUGUGAGCGGCCUCACGAGUUUCCUGGAGUUCACUGACAACGGCUCGAACCCCAACAUCUUCUUUGAAAUCCUGGGGACGAAUUAUGGAGAAGAACGGGGAAGAGGAGUCAGUAGGCUGGCAAUGUGGGACCCUGUUCACGGCUUGAAUGGCACACUGACCGACAGGAAAUUGGAAAAUAACAUGAGAGGAGUGGUGCUACGUGUUGUCACCGUUUUGGAGGAGCCGUUCGUAAUGGUGUCUGAGAAUGUUCUGGGGAAACCCAAGAAGUACCAGGGCUACUCCAUCGACGUCCUAGACGCGCUGUCAAACUACCUAGGCUUCAAGUACGAGAUCUACGUCGCCCCGGACCACAAGUAUGGCAGCAUGCAGGCGGAUGGUCAGUGGAACGGACUGAUGGGUGAAUUAGUCUCCAAGCGAGCCGAUGUGGGACUCUCUGCCCUCACCAUCACGCCUGAGCGAGAGAGCGUCGUGGACUUCACCACACGCUACAUGGAUUAUUCUGUGGGUGUUCUGCUGCGCAAGGCCGAGCGCACCGUGGACAUGUUCGCCUGCCUGGCCCCCUUCGACCUGUCACUGUGGGCGUGCAUCGCGGGCACCGUGCUCCUCGUCGGCAUCCUUGUGUACCUGCUCAACUGGCUCAACCCACCCCGGCUUCCCAUGGGAUCUGUGUCUUCGACUACGCUGUACAACUCCAUGUGGUUUGUGUACGGCUCCUUUGUACAACAAGGUGGAGAGGUACCAUACACCACCCUGGCUACGAGGAUGAUGAUGGGCUUCUGGUGGAUGUUUGCUCUGAUCGUCAUCUCCUCGUACACGGCCAACCUAGCAGCUUUCCUCACCAUCACACGCAUCGAGAACUCAAUACAGUCUCUUCAGGAUUUAUCUAAGCAGACAGACCUGCCUUAUGGCACAGUGCUGGACUCUGCAGUCUAUGACCAGGUGCGCUCCAAAUCUAUGAACCCCUUUGAGAGAGAUCCCAUGUACUCCCAGAUGUGGCGGAUGAUCAACCGCACCGGAGGAGGGGACAACAAUGUUGAGGAGUCAAAAGAAGGCAUCCGCAAGGUGAAGUAUGGGCGGUUCGGCUUCGUGUGGGACGCAGCCGUGCUGGAGUACGUCGCUAAUAAUGACGAGGAUUGCUCCUUCUAUACUGUCAAGAGCAGCGCACCAGACCGUGGAUACGGUAUCGCCAUGCAGCACGGCAGCCCCUACCGGGACAUUUUCUCCCAGAGAAUCUUGGAGCUCCAGCAGAACGGGGACAUGGAUAUACUGAAACUCAAGUGGUGGCCGAAGGACAGCCCAUGUGACCUGUACAGCUCAGUCCAGACACGGCAGCACAGCAAUGCGCUGGACAUCCAAAGCUUCGCGGGUGUCUUCUGUGUCCUGGCGGCUGGCGUUGUGCUCUCCUGCCUCAUCGCCAUGGUGGAAAGCUGGUGGUCACGGAGGAAGGGAUCCAGGGUCCCCUCCAAGGAGGACGAUAAGGAGAUCGACUUGGAGCACCUACACCGCCGGGUUAACAGCUUGUGCACCGAGGAUGAGAGCCCCCAUAAGCAAUUCUCCACCUCUUCCGUCGAUUUAACGCCCCUCGACAUGGAUGCGCUGCCAGCUGCGCGACAGGCCCUCGAGCAGAUCAGCGAUUUCCGCAACACCCACAUCACAACCACCACCUUCAUCCCCGAGCAGAUCCAGACCCUCAGCCGCACCCUCUCCGCCAAAGCCGCAGCUGGAUUUUCCUCUGGUUUCAGCAGCGGCGGGGGCGUCCUCCAGGACCACCGGACUGGUGUGGGCCCUUUCAGGCAGAGGGCCCCCAACGGUGGCUUCUUCCGCAGCCCCAUUAAAACAAUGUCCUCCAUCCCCUACCAGCCCACAGGUCCGGGACCCAACUUUGGAUAUGGCAACGAUCCAGACAGGGGCACCUCCAUAUGA
Molecule: messenger RNA, 3060 nt
Organism: Limanda limanda (common dab)
Lineage: Eukaryota; Metazoa; Chordata; Actinopteri; Pleuronectiformes; Pleuronectidae
Gene: grid2
Product: glutamate receptor, ionotropic, delta 2
Exons: 16
Coding region: 1-3060 (1019 amino acids)
Biological process (GO): monoatomic ion transport; modulation of chemical synaptic transmission; synaptic transmission, glutamatergic
Cellular component (GO): postsynaptic membrane; plasma membrane
Molecular function (GO): glutamate-gated receptor activity; transmitter-gated monoatomic ion channel activity involved in regulation of postsynaptic membrane potential
Source: RefSeq, a predicted model, not a curated record